UGCCGGCAUCUGAUACAAUUUGUUUAAUGUGCAGAAAGUAUAUUAUUAUUAAAAAAAAUUUUAAGUAUGAUCUCAUAAAAUACUGAUCUUCUUACGACAUGGACGGAUCUAGCAAUCUUAAUGCAGAUUUGUCUGAAUGUUUUGAAUUACAGUUAUCUGAAGUUGAGUUGUUAAAUAGCAUGUAUCCGAAUGCCAGUGAAUUUAGCAUCACACUUCCAUCUGUUUUGGCUGAUAUGAAACUAUAUAUUGGUGGAAGACACCAUAUAUUACCUCUUGAACUCGAUUUUACUUUAAACUUGGAUGUACCUGAACGUAAUGCAAAACUUGAACUUAAUGUAGCCUUACCCCAUGAAUAUCCUAUGUUGAAACCACACGUAACUGCUCGAUCUAUUGGACUCAAUCGUCAUCAGCAGAAAGAACUCAAUGAUGCGCUUUAUGAAUACAUCAAAACUUUAGAGGCUGGUGAAUUGUGUGUUUUGUCAGUAAUCACAUGGCUUUCUGAAAAUGCUCCAAACUAUUUUUCACUACAAUCUGUUAAUAAAGCUACAGAAGACAUACAUCCUAAUGAUGGCUCUAAAAAUGUGCUUUGUAGGUUAUGGAUUUACAGCCACCACAUAUUUAGUAAGUUUAAGAGAAGAGACAUCCUAGAUAGUGCUCAAGAUUUGAAAUUGACUGGUUUUUCACUCCCAGGAAAGCCAGGAUUCAUCUGUGUUGAGGGAACUAAAAAAGACUGUAGUGAAUUUCAUCAACAAUUGAAAAAAAUGAGCUGGAAAAAAUUAUCUCUAGUAAAAGAGGAAAUUGCUGAAUCAAGUGCAUCUAGUCCACAAACAUUUAGAAAGUUCCAAGAUUUUCAAGAAAUUAGUUUUCAAGUCAGAAGAGGACCUGCUAAAGAAUAUCAUAUGGAUAUGGGACAGUUUUUGAAAUACCUUGAAGAUCAUAACUGUGCAUAUGCUUUCCAUGAUUUAUUUGGAAUAGAAGGGCACACAGCUAGUGAUAAAUAGUGAUUAUUUAUUUUAUAUUUUGUUUUGAUAAGAGCAUGCACAAUAGUUCUUUUUUUAUUAACUAAACAGCAACCAAAAUGUUUUCCGAACUUGCUAAAUACAGCAACUUUAUACCAUGAGCUGCUUACUAUGACCAUCUUAAAGCUGCUGUAUUUGGCACACAUUUUGCUUUUGAUAUACUGAUGGAAAAGCGCUUCACAUUUUUAACUUUAUGAAUGUAAUUGAAGAUGGGAAUUUUAUUUUACUUGCCUUUGAUAAGUAUUAUUUCUUUUGUAAUAAAUCAUGUUUUUACUUUUACUCUAAACACAACUGAUGAAUAAUUUUUUUUAAGUCAGGGGUGUGCUUUUUCCGUGGAUAUCUCCACCUUUUUUAGAUUUCUUAUCUUUUUCCAUGGAAAUUUUUUUGAUUCAAAUUUUUACUCAAAAAUUUCUUCCACACAAAACAGCUUAUUGGACCAAAGUGACUGAUGCUCAGAAGUAACUAUGAAACAUCGAUUAAGUCAUGCCACCUGUAAAAAAACAAAACACCUGAAAUAUGUCGCAACAAUGCAUUGGCCAUUAAAAAAUGUUUGCUAAAAUACGCUACUGAGGUACUUUUAAGAUAAAAUAAUGGCUAACCUUUCGUAUUUGAUAUCCUGUAUAUAUAUAUGUAUGUAUAUAUAUUUAAAUUUGUCAUAACCAUGUAUUUAUUAAAUGUCUUUGAAAAAACAUGUGCUAAUGAUUUCUAAUAUUUUAAUAUUAUAUAUUAAACUGACUGAAAUAUUUUAAAAUAAAUAUAAAAGCCAAUUGGACUGCAAUUUUUAUAUGUGCAUUG
This is a messenger RNA of Argiope bruennichi, 1814 nucleotides long. Its product is annotated as RWD domain-containing protein 2A-like. The coding region runs from base 99 to 1001 and encodes 300 amino acids. The transcript is spliced from 2 exons. NCBI's taxonomy places the organism in Eukaryota, Metazoa, Arthropoda, Arachnida, Araneae, Araneidae. The record is from RefSeq and is a predicted model, not a curated record. Gene Ontology annotation, molecular function: protein binding.